CUGGCUGCUUAUUGCCGAUCCCUAAAUUAUCAUCGCUGGUUAUUACAGACGACGCCUCCCUCCAUCCCACAGAUUGACGCCAUCUGGCUGUAGCUAUCAUCCUAUUGCUGCCAGCCUAUUUCCAGAUCACGACGUUGGUGUAAUUGGUGUCCUUGCGCGAGAAUCACCUAUCUUCUGCAAAUUUUCUUUCUCAAUCCCAAAAGCCUUUGGCUAGAAAUUAAGGUAAUAGGAAGGAUGAAUAAUGAUACGGUCUUGGAGGCAGCGAGGGCGAAGAGAUGGAUGGAUGCUGGCUGGAGGAGUUUAUUAUUUAAUAUAUAAGUUUGAAUUAUUAUAUUUUUAAGGGCAAGAACCCAAAGUUGUAUUUUGAUUAAAUACUUAAAGGCUUCCGCACCGUUUUGAUUUACUCUGAUGGAUAUUUAAAUAUUGUUUUGAAUUAAAUGUUUUAAAUUGUUUUAGGAAAUUAUUGUGUUUGAAUGCCAAUUUAGUAGCAACCCCAUCCGCUGGUCUUUGUAUUCGGGUCACGCGGGUUGGGGUGUUACAGGAAGGGGUUAAAAGUUUUAUACAGUUUGCAGAGAUGAAUGCUCUUACACUUGAAGGGAAGUUCUAUUGUCCAUGUAGACAUGGUAUGAAUGUGUGGACUUGUAAUGCUUCUGAUAUGCUUGAUCAUUUAAUAUGCAAUGGGUUUAAUGAGGCGUAUACAGAAUGGAUAUGGCACGGGGAAGUGCAAGAUCCUACUACGUACAAGGAUGACAUGUGUGAUGAAAAAGAAGAUGAAGAUCGGUUAGGGGAUAUGUUUUGUGAUGUUAGGGAAGAAUUCAUUGAUCGACCAGAGGAGUUGACCAAAAUGUUAAGUGAUGCAGAAAAAUCUUUAUGGCCUGGAUGCACAAAGUACAAUACAAUGGAAUCCCAACAAGAUGAAGAAACUAGUGCUCACAACUCUCACAGUACUGAACCAGAAGGAAACAAGAACAUUUUUAGGAAGAGAGGCCCUACUUAUAUGAUAUCAUUUCAACAAAAGAUUGAUAGCGGUCGUGCACCACCUCCUAAAAUACACUUUGAUAAAUAUGGACGACCAACUGGAGAAGAGGAAGACGUCGCUAGUUUUGAGAGUUUUUUGGGAAUGCUAUCUAAGACAAGAGUGGAGAUCACAUUAAGAAGUUGGAAAGACUAUCCAGAACCAAGAAGGGAGCUUUUGUGGCAACAUACAUUGGCGUUGAGGGAAAAAAACAAACAGAAUGAUUUAAAACACAAGCACCCACAACGUGGACGUGGAGGGUAUAGACUCGUGAAGAAGAAAAUUAAAAAAGAAAAGUUAUUACAGAUGCAGUUAGAUCUAAAUGAUCCUGGAUAUGCGAUUGACCCUCCAUCACCUCCUCGCCAUGAGGUUUGGAUGAGAGCACGCCAAGAUGAGAAAGGAGCUUAUUUAUCAGAAGAGACGACAGAAAUAGCUACAAUAAUUUCACAAUACUCAGAAGAAUAUGCACGUGGGGAAUUUGUAGUAAAAGGCAAAGCAGAUAUCUUGGCAGCUGCUCUACAUAAUCCAGAGCACCCUGGUCGUGUUAGAGGUGAGCAAGGAAAGGUUGGUUGGAAAGAUAACUUUGGACGUAGUAAAUGUUUGGAUGCUGAAAUCUCAAAAAAAGAAUUUGAGGACCUUAACAAGAAGUUGAAGCAGAUGGAAGCUGACAGAGAAAAUGGGCAUGAAAAGUACAUAUCAGAUUUUGAAUCUAUAAGAGCUGAAAUGCGAGCAGAGCUAAAAGCUAGAGAUGAUGUCUUAAUGAAGCUAUUGGGACAAAUGACUGGCACUUUACCAAAUGAUGAUCGACAUGUGGAAACAUCAGUGGGCCAUAAUGUUCAUAUGGAUAUCCCUCCUGAAUCAACUAGACAGUUUGAGAACAUGCCACCAGUUAUCUUAUCUUCAACUAAAAGGAUCAGACCGACGCAAUUAGAUGACAAGAUGCGCUUAUCUUCAAACCAAAAGAAUACGAAAGCAUCCAAAGCAAAAAUGGAGAAAAUACAUGAAAAGAAGGCAACCGAAACUUUUGCAAAACGAAAAGGGAACCAAAUGAUUAAGGCAUCCAAACGAAAGGAAGAAAGUGCAAUGCCUAUAUGUGAUAGCUUUGGGCCUUUUACAUGGGAUGAACACAUGAAAACUGCCUAUCACAUUAUAGAUGCUACUCAAAAAGAGCCAAUGGUUCACAUCACUAGUGAUAUUAUGCGACAUGAGAUUUACUUUUUCAUCUCUAAAGAUGAUAUAAAAGAUCUCAUGGAAAUGAAGGCUUUAAAUGUUUCGAUUCUUCAAUAUUGGAUGUGGGUUCUUUAUGAUCAGUUCGAGUUAUGUGGAAAAAACACAUAUCGAUUUCUAGAUCCUGGAGAGAUUUCUGUAAAGAGUCACAAUGGUGAGAGUAUUCUUGAAAUCAAUAACAAUCGCAUCCGUUAUGUUGAAAAUACCUUGAAGGGUGACUCUAUAGAAUGUUGGUUGGCACCCUAUGACGCAGGGAUGCCGAAUGUCGCAAAGUUGAUCUCAAACAUAUAAUAAACUCGGCAUUUUUCAACUUAAAGUACCAAGGCAAAUCACAUUACGUACAGCCUCGGAAGGGUCACCCAA
Cuscuta campestris is the source of this 2605-nucleotide messenger RNA. The record is from the annotation of a GenBank genome assembly. Lineage: Eukaryota; Viridiplantae; Streptophyta; Magnoliopsida; Solanales; Convolvulaceae.